UCUGCGGGAAGAAAGUUGCAGCUCAGGAAACAGGAAGUGAGCUACAUUGUACCUGAAGUCACGCUGAAAGACAAACAUGAUCGACUGUGGUGGAGACACAGAGAGUUCGCCGUUGGAUUUGGGUGAAGGCGCUCGUGCUGUCCCUCUGGCAGGCCAUGUUGGCUUUGACAGCAUGCCUGACCAGCUGGUCAACAAGUCUGUCAACCACGGCUUCUGCUUCAACAUCCUCUGUGUUGGUGAGACGGGUCUGGGGAAGUCCACCCUGAUGGACACGCUGUUCAACACCAAGUUUGAGGGCGAGCCCACCCAGCACAACCAGCCAGGAGUCACGCUCAAGUCAAACACCUAUGAACUCCAGGAGAGUAACGUGCGCCUCAAACUCACAGUCGUCAACACUGUGGGCUUUGGAGACCAGAUCAAUAAAGAAGACAGCUACAAGUCCAUCGUGGAGUUCAUUGACGCCCAGUUUGAAGCAUAUCUACAGGAGGAGCUGAAAAUCAAGCGCACGCUACACAGCUACCACGACACCCGCAUCCACGCUUGCCUGUACUUCAUCGCCCCCACGGGACACUCGCUCAAAUCUCUGGACUUGGUGACCAUGAAGAAACUUGAUAGCAAGGUCAACAUUAUCCCAAUCAUCGCCAAGUCCGACGCCAUCUCCAAAAGCGAGCUGGCCAAAUUCAAAAUCAAAAUCACCAGCGAGCUGGUCAGCAACGGCGUGCAGAUCUAUCAGUUCCCCACUGAUGACGAGUCCGUGGCAGAAAUCAACUCCACCAUGAACAGCCAUUUGCCAUUUGCCGUGGUAGGAAGCACGGAGGAAGUGAAGAUUGGGAACAAGAUGGUCAAGGCCCGGCAGUACCCCUGGGGGACGGUGCAGGUGGAAAAUGAGAAUCACUGUGACUUCGUCAAAUUGCGAGAAAUGCUGAUCAGAGUGAACAUGGAGGACCUGCGAGAGCAAACUCACACACGUCAUUACGAGCUCUACCGCCGCUGCAAACUGGAGGAGAUGGGCUUUAAGGACACAGACCCGGACAGCAAGCCCUUCAGUCUUCAGGAAACUUAUGAAGCCAAGAGAAACGAGUUCAUGGGUGAGCUGCAGAAGAAAGAAGAAGAAAUGAGGCAAAUGUUUGUCCAAAGAGUCAAAGAGAAGGAGGCUGAGCUCAAAGAAGCAGAGAAAGAGCUGCACGAGAAGUUCGACCGUUUGAAGAAGCUCCACCAGGACGAGAAGAAGAAACUGGAGGACAAGAAGAAGUCCCUGGACGACGAGCUCAACAUGUUCAAACAGAAAAAGACUGCCGCAGAGCUCUUGCAGAACCAAGCCCAGCAGGCAGGGGGCUCCACCACACUCAAGAGGGACAAAGAGAGGAAAAACUGAUGAGACGCCGUGCCUGUUAGAAAAGGAAGAAGACACUUGCACUGAGAAGCAUAGGAUUCCUGUAGAAAAAGUGCUCCCUUGUGGCCAUCCUGCUGUGAAUGAGUUUCCACCCCAUCAUCCUUUACAGUACCCCCUUCCCCAUCCUCACCCUCACCCCAUAAUGCAACCCUCCACAUGCCCCCACUGCUCUCUGGAAGACGCUGGGCAUUGCUAUCAGUUUGACAUCACUUUUGUUUUGCUGAAUGAUGCUUGUCUAUUAAACGGUUUGUACAAGCAAUUAUUCAGUUUGUCUUUUUUUUUUUUUUUUACAAAAAAAAUGCAUUCCAUGUUUGUUUUUAUAUUUAGUGACUCUUUGCAUGAUGGAGUGAGCUUUUUUUUAUUAUUAACAGACAUGACUACCGUUGUGAUGGGCAGAAUUGUAUUGAAACAUAAAGUGAAACGUGCAUCAGACAGCGGGGCCUAAGUAUGUAUGCGUUCAAGCUGAUGUGACAGCAGUGUUACCAUGAGAUUCUAAACAUGUUACUGGUUCGGGGUUUAGCUUUAUUAGUUAUAGUUUAUUAGUUUAAAGUCAGAAUCAGUACGAUUUCAGUGCUGUUCAGUGUUUGCCAACAUCUGCAGCUGGUUGUGGCAAGUGCCGUUUAACACCACACACACACUUACACAAGUGUUGCAGCCAAGUCAACUCAUAUUGGCCUAUUUUCAUCAUGUCAUGUGCAAUCUCAAUCUGAAUUUAUUCUCAAAACGAACCCCUCAAUCAGAAAAACGCUUAAAAAAAAAAACUUUUAGUACUAAUUAUGUUGACGAUUACGUCGCACUUCUUGUGACUGCUGUUUGCCAGUUCACUGCUUUCGUUGCAGUAACUGAUGUGGCUGUAGGAGAGUGAACUGUAAACGGUGACGUUGAUAUCCAUGUGAUAAAAUCACAUUAAUGCUGGAUUACACACACACACGCAUCAUUUCCUGCUAAUCUCUUGUGCAUGUGAAAACACCUCAGGAAAGGCGGACCCUGCCACAGACAAUGAAAAUGAUAUAAUACAGUUAGAGAAUGACUAUUGCAGAAGAAAAGACAUAAAUUAAAUCAAAAGAGGGAUUAUUUCAUACAAUUCUUAACAAAUAGAACUUUGAGUAUUACCCCCGUCAUAUACACAGAAUUGAAUUAGAGAUUGAACACGUUUUGGUAUUUACGUCCCUUUGCUGAUGCUGUUUCAUUUUAGCCUGAUGCAUGAGUAGUUGUGAGCCUAAUCUCUUUGCCACUUCUCCCAUACCUCAUUCAUCGUCAUGUGUUAUGUGCAUACUUGUCUUAGCUUUCACAUUUGCACUUUUUUUUUUUUAUACACAAAUGUGAUGUUUUUGUUAAAAAUAUAUAUUAUGUCGUCAGUGCAAUUGUAACUUUCUUUUUUAUUUUACUUAUUAUGAAGGCACAUUUAAAAGUCAAUCAUCAUGAUGUCCGUUGUCCUGCAGGGACCAGUGCUGUUUGUAUCAGUGUUAACGCAUAAAAGAAAUACUAUAUUAAAAAGAAAAUAAAGGCCAAUUUUUCACCAAA
Molecule: messenger RNA, 2917 nt
Organism: Larimichthys crocea (large yellow croaker)
Lineage: Eukaryota; Metazoa; Chordata; Actinopteri; Sciaenidae
Gene: septin6
Product: septin 6
Exons: 11
Coding region: 77-1375 (432 amino acids)
Molecular function (GO): GTP binding
Source: RefSeq, a predicted model, not a curated record